UACACAAAUUAUACACAAUAGGGCUUAUGCAUUUCAGCCCUGCGACUAAGCCGUCUCUCCGUCUCUACUUUGUCGGUCUCUCCAGUCUCCACUCAGCUCCACCGGCGGCCGGUCUUAAAUUAGUCUUCCCCGUCUGGCGUCUGCCACUCUGCUCCGUUUCCGUUCCGCUUUCCUAACCCGCAAAGGCCCAAACCAAACCAAACCAAACAUCAGAGGUGAAGGAUAGAACGAUUUUAGCUUUUGAUUUCGAGUGACGCCUCACUGUUCUUUCAAUUUAAUGGCUCGACGUCGUCGACUCAAAACCCUACCGGAUGCAAGUAGGGAUUUAAUAAGUGAGCUGCCGGUAGAGGUAAAGGACAGAAUUUUAGAGUGUUUGCCCACCCGAGAUGUUGCCAGAACUGCUCUGCUCUCAAGGCACUGGAAUGAUGUUUGGUUGCAGCAUGAGCGCCUUGUGUUGGAUCGGAAAUUCUUGGAAAGUGUCAAACAGAAACAGCUCCAAGAUGAUGACGGUAGAACCCUCGUGAACAUAAUCAAUAAUAUCCUCUUUUUCCGUACGGGUCCGGUUAAGAAAUUUACUCUAGACAUAGACACUAGAUAUGAUCCUGAGCUGCAGCAAUCUGAUUUCGAUAAUUGGUGUCUUUUUCUGUCAAGAAAUGGUGUGGUGGAACUAAACUUAUCUUUAUAUAGUGAUCUAGAGCGAGAUUAUCAGCUGCCAUUUUGUUUACUCUCUUGCAGGACAAUUAAGAAACUGAUAGUCGAAGGUCCCUUUAUUGAUUUGCCUGUAAAUGCUUGUGAUAUAUUUUCCAAUGUCACUUCAUUAGCUUUCUUGAAUGUUGCAUUUGGCCGCAGUGUUAAUGGAAUUGCCUCUAGUAUUAACAUUCCUAAGCUUGAAAAGCUGGCUCUCGAGUAUUGUGGAGGGAUCAAUACGUUUGAGAUUAGCCCUCCAAAGCUUGAAAUCUUGUCUGUUAUUGGUUCUAUUGAUGAUGACUUUGAUUCGAGAUGGUUGGCACCGCAUUUGAAAGCCAUUAAGACUCUUUGGUUGUGUGGCACCUCGUUAGAGUAUAUGCGUGUAUCUAUGUUUCCAACUGCAAUAAAUUUGCAAGUGCUGAAGCUAUAUGAGUUAGAUUUUGGUUGUCAGAAGCAGCUCAUAGUUUCUAUGCAAUUGAUUCAAAAAUGCCCCAACCUAUGUGAACUAUGGAUUAUGGCGUAUGAGUUCCGUGGGAAGGAUGAUCAAGAAGCUGCUUCAAGCCUUUUGGACGAUGGAAACGAUUGCUUAUUUAUUCAAGAGCUGCAGAUGCUUAACACAAUUAAGAUUGAAGCAUUCAGUGAUCAAUCCGCACUCGAAUUGCUUUUUGUGAAAACGCUGCUCUCAAAAUCCCCUGCGCUAGAGAGAGUUGUUAUUGUGGAGUCUUUGCGUAAGAAUGCCUCCGAGGUGGUGAGAAAAAUCCAAGGGAAGUUGGAAUGCUUCCCUCGUGCAUCUCCAAAUGCACAAAUUGUCUGCACUGGCGCGCGUAUGAGUGAGGACUGGAUGGAUACCCAUGGUGUUAGGCUUUAUUAAUGUUGUAACCAUCCAGAUCCUCCAAAAGUGCUUUACUUGCUGAAGGAUUCUUAGCAUCAUUUGUCUUGAAGGGAAACACUUGUUCAUAAAAAUGUACACUCUAGAUAUGAAAACUGAACCAUUUUGUACAUCAUAUAAAAUAUUCCCUUUUACAUUAGCAAUGAAAAUGCACUUCCUUCCUCUUGAUGCA
Messenger RNA from Ipomoea triloba (trilobed morning glory), 1748 nucleotides. Its product is annotated as F-box/FBD/LRR-repeat protein At1g13570-like. Bases 278 to 1558 code for a protein of 426 amino acids. The record is from RefSeq and is a predicted model, not a curated record. Lineage: Eukaryota; Viridiplantae; Streptophyta; Magnoliopsida; Solanales; Convolvulaceae. The transcript has 3 exons. Gene Ontology annotation, molecular function: protein binding.